AUGCUAAGAAGCGCGACGAGGACACGCAGCCGCCCUCGCACCUCGACGCGGGACGCAGGGAGGCGGGUUCCCGGGCGGCCCCGCCCCGCCGGUCCCGCUCGUCCCGCGCAGCCGCGCUCGCUCCCCACAGUCUCGUCGCUCGCUCCGCAGAAGCCGCUUCCGUUUCCAGCGCCGCGUUCCGGCCACACCUGCCUCUGCCCGGCUCGCCCUGCCCGCCCCACAGGAGGAACCCGGCGAGCUAUGUCCGAGGAGGAUUAUCUCUCCAUCAAUGUUGAGGAUGAUGAAGCAGUGAUUAUUGACCAUGGAGAAAAUGGACCAUCCAUACAAGACUGCAUGUCAAUGGAAGAAAACUCUGAAGUAAACAGUGUUGUUAACCAUGUGGCUGAACUUGCCUAUGGAAGCGAAGGCUUAUCGACGCUAGCUGAACAAGUGGCAUCACAAAUGAGCCAUUCUGCAAGUAUGCAGAGAGGAAAUGGUUACAACCCUGAAAAAAUGGAUUUUCUGUUUUCACAUAAUAAAAGAAAACGACUUGCCCCUUCUCUGUUGAGGCAGAAUGUGAUGAGAGCUGGGGAAGGAGAAUACGAAGAUAGCGACAGUGUCGUUUAUGAGUAUGAACCAGACUAUGAAUGUGGGAGUAUUGUAUCUGAAGCUUCCUACACUGGAGAUCAGCAGAAAACUCUUAUGGAGGUCCUCUGUUAUUGCCAGGCCAUGUAUGAUGCCAUUCAGAAAUUGGAUAGAAAAUUUGACCUGCUUCAUCGGAAGGUCUCAGAAAUGCAGCAUACUCGUGUAAAGCCACUGGUGCUCAGACCAGAAGCUAACGUGGCAGUGGAGACAUCCCUUGAAAAUUCAGCAGAUUGGAAACCGGUUGGAUUUACAUACAGAAGUUCCAGUCAUUUCCCUCAAGGAAAAAUAAGAGUACAAAAAUCCAUGGAAAGGGAACCAAGUCUUCAUCUCUCUUCAUCAGGCCAGGGAAGGCAUAGCCCAGUCAUAAGGGUUGCUUUACAAAAUGGCCAUAUUCAAGUCAAUUCCACAAUAAAACAUGUUCCACAGAGUCUUCAGCUUGAAUCACAGCAGCCUGUUCAUAGACAGAGCCCACCACUCCCUACUAUUGUUUCUACGCAUUCAUUGCAUUCAUCAUACACAGCAGCUAACAGGAUGCCUGACCUUUCUCCACAAUCAAAUCUUGUAGCCGGUGUUGUGGAAAGUACUGUCAAUGUUGCAUCUUCAACGGUGGCAUCUUCAACAGUGGCAUCAUCAUCGAUGCCAGUACCAUCUGAGACCAGUUUGGGAAAUAAUGCUGUGGUGGCCAACUACAAAAGUACAUCUGGGAGUGUGAAUAUUAGUAAAGAACUACCGUCUUCUUCAGUCUCCAUCAAUCCUAGCUUUGAAUUUGUUGGUGACCCAGUGAGAAAUGUAAAAGUUCUUGGAAACUAUUUGAUGAAAGCUCGGCAAAAGACUAAACCAAAGUAUGCAGCGCGCUACUUAGUUCGUGUCUUGUUCCCCAAGGAAACGUUAUUGUGCAGCAUUAUGGGAGUGAGUGCACGAGGGCGGAGAACAUUGGAUCCAAACAAAAUUGCUGCAAUAAGAGAAUUUCUUGCAACUAACUUUCCAAGCUAUGAUUUGAGCGAGCAUGGAAAAGACUGGAAAACCUGUAUCACAAAUGUCAAUGCCAUGAUCCGCUGUUUACGUUCUGAAACAAAAGUAAAACCAGAGACAGCAGAAGGGAAAGAAAAAGUGGCUGAUGCUCCAGAUACAUCUCAUUGCGUAGAUUUAAAUUAUAACGAAGAUAGUGAAGGCAAUUUUCAAAACUCUCAGAAAAUGACCAACUCCACAACUGACAAACUGGAGAAUUCAGAACUGGAUAAGUUUCCAGAAGCUUUCCACACACCUUCGGUCAGGAAAACGCACUCUUUGGAACCUAUGGAACUCCUUGGAAGUCCAUGGCGCAACGUUCAGUUGCCUUUCUCAGUCAUUUAUGUAGCUAAGGGGAAGUCUCGGCCAGAGUUGUCAGCUCGCUACCUAAUUCGUCAUAUGUUCACUGAAGAUGUGCUGGUAAAAAGCAAUGUAUAUGGCAAUCUUGAACGUGGCAUGAGCCCACUGGACUGCAACAGAAUUAAUGCUCUCAGAGACUUUCUUCAAGAGAAUUAUCCAUCCUUUGAUCUAAAGGAAACUGGAUAUGAUUGGAAGGCAUGUGUGGCUGCCAUAAACAGCACAAUCCGCAGUCUCAGACAUGACCAUAAAAAAGCUAAGGUUGGAAUCCGACGGAAAGCCUUGGCAGUGCCACGAUUGAAUGCAAAGAGUCCUCCACAGAGUCCUACUUCAGUCAGGCCAUUUGAAAGUGACACUAUCAAUCUCAUGGACUGAAGGUCUCUAACAUCUGUCUCAAAUCUUAAUUCAACAGGUUUUUAUAAAUCCCACGUAGAAACCUAUUACGUUUAGUUGUCUUACUAUGCUGAGUUGUCAGCAGCACUUAAUAGUAUUAUUUCCUGAGACCCAAGUUAGCAAAAGACUUGGGAACACUAAUGCUUUGUGUAAGUAGCAUUUGUGUUCCUCAGAAAUUACUUCCGCAGUUCCCUGUAGCAUUUGCAGUGUGCUCUCCCUUAAAAGCACCUUCUUCUCGUGAUUCAUUGACUCUGAAAGGCUAACGUGAUUAGAAAGGUACACUACACAUCAAGUCGGCAGAAACAGAUAGAAACAUGUGAAGGAAAUAAUAUUCCUCCUUGGUGAAAGACUCAUCGCCAGCUAUAUCUCAUUAUGUGUGAGAAAUGAAAUUUGCUUCCACAAUUGCAUAUUUUAGGCAAAAACAUCCAAUGCGGAAAGUGAAAAGAAUUUUUUUUUAUUGCAUCUAGCUAAUUUGUUCUCUCUUUUUUUGGCCUCCUAUAGCAGUCUUUGUAGGAUAAGGAAAGAGGCAGACAGCAAUGUAAGUACAGUUGGUAAUAUUUUCUUUGCUCUGACUCAGCUGCACAAAAAAGCAUUCAGAACAAACAGUUCAGUGGUUGGUUCUGUUUUUUUCUUUGUGAAAAUUAAGAAAAUAGUUAUUCAGGGGCCUGGUCUGCUGUUUAGUGGCAUAUGUCUCAUCCACUGGUUUGGAUGUCUACAGGAAGCAAAUCUGCUGCAACUUUCAUCUAGAUUUGGAUUCUGAUUCAGAUUUGACAAAUAAUAAUUUCUAUUAGCUUCAAGUCAUUGUUCCUUCAAGUAAAACAAAGGACACAUGCUGUACGGUUGCUAUGCAGAGAUGACCAACAUCAGUGGAAUGCCUUCUCAAGUUCAUAAUCCUACCUUUUAAUACUCAGUUCUACAAGGCUGGGCAUAUUUGCUUUGCUGUGUGGGUAGGCUGCUGUUCUAGAGACUUGUCAUCCUGCCUUCAUUCACUUAAAAUCUUGAAAGAUGUGCAGUGAAUAUUCACUCACAGAAUGGUUGAGUUUGGAAGGGACCUCUGGAGGUCAGUUGAUCUGUUAGCCAUGCUCACACAGGGCCACCUAGAGCCAGACAUCCACCAGUAUGCCCUGAUAGCUUUUGAAUAUCUCCAAGGAUGAAGACUCCACAACCUUCUUGGGCAACGUGUGCUAGGGUUCAGUCACUGUGACAGUGAAAAAGUGCUUCCUGAUGUUCAGAAGGAACCUCCUGUGUUUCAGUUUGUGCUGUUGGCUUCUGGUACUGUCAUGGGGUGCCACUGAGAAGAGCCUGCUUCUAUCCUUUUGGCUCUGUCAUCUUUGCACCCUCUCCUCGGGUAUUCCUAUACACUGAUGAGAUCCCCUUUGAGCCUUCUGUUCUCCAGACUGAACAGUUCGAGCUCUCUUAGCCUUUGCUUAUAGGGAGAGAUGCUCCAGUCUCUUCAUCAUCUUCAUGGCCCUUUGCUGGACUCUCUCCAGUAUGUCUGUGCCUCUGUUGUAUUGAGGAGCCCAGAGCUGGACCCAGCACCCCAAAUGUGGCUUCACCAGCACUGAGAAGGAUCACCUCCUGCUGGCAGUAUCCUCCUAAGGCAGCCCUGGAUACCAUUAGAUUCUCUUGUGGCAAGAGCUCAGUGCUGGUUCAUGUUCAACUUAGUGUCUGCUACGACAUCCCAGGGUAUGCUUGUCCCAUCAUCCAGAUGAUUAAUGAAGAUAUUAAACAGGAUCAUACCCAGUACUGACUCUUGGGAUAGACCAGUAGUCACUGGCCUUGAUCUAGACUUUGUGUUGCUGAUCAUCACCAUCAGGGCCUUGCCAUUCGUCCAGUUUCCAGUCCACCUCACUGUCUCUGCUCCUCUAGCCCACAGAGCAGCAGCCUGUCAGGAACUUAGAGGCAACGGUGUCACAGGCCUUCCUCAAGUCUAGGUAGACAAUAUCCACUGCUCUUCCAGGCCACUCAUUUUAUCAAAGUUGAUCAAAUUGGACAAGCAUCAAAUUUCCUUGGAGAAGCUAUGCUGUGACUACUGCUGAUGAUUUUCUUGUUAUUCAUGUGCCUUUCUCUUACUUGUUUUUUCAGCAUCAGUGACACAGUUGUCUCACUGUCUUCAUAUUGGCUAUCUGGUGUGUGAAUUUGCUUUGCCACUUGAAUUAUGUCUGAGUGUAGUCUCAGGUGUCCAAGGUUUUCACAGGAAGAAACUUCUCAGGAGGCUGACACGGGGAACCAGUUUCAUCUCUCAAAGUUGCUCCAGCUGUAGCUUCCAAAAUUAUGCCAGUGUAUAUAGCAGAACAAGAUUUAACUAAAUCUGUCCUUUCCAAGGCAAAAGUUUCCCCGUUUUGUUUUUCAUUAGCAAUAGGAUAAAAUAGUGAAGUUACUUCUUCUCAGUUUAGUUCCUAUCCAUAACAAACAGACUUAUAUACAGAAUUAGAUCAGCUUUUUUAUUGCAAGUUAGGAAAUGCAAUGGCCUUAUCAGACAUUAAAUUUGUAAUUUAAGUUACCCCUACCACCUCCUUGCAGAAGUCUUCUGCAGGAUUUUGAAGAGGCUGAAUUUCUGAUCAUUUCUACUAGAACUGUUGUACUGCAAAUUUGGUUGUUCUUGUUUGCUACUAACAAAUUCUGCUGUUACUGUUCUAUACAAUUGUUCUUGUAAAUGCCAAGAACUUUGUUGGUUUAGGUAUUACUGGUUCCAAACCUCAGAAAAAGCCAAAAAUGCUUAUAUUUUUUCAGUAGCUUGAUGAAACAGUUUCACUGUCCUUCACAGAUUUUAAUGGUAGAGUGAUAUAUUUAUUGAAUGAGAUGUCUGGCACUGAAAUCUGUUGUGUGGUGCAUACCUAUAGCUUCCAUGUUGAAAAGAGAAUUGAGUAAUUGAAUAAAAGUAGAAAUAGUUUUCUUGUUUCUGUUUCAAAUGUAUUAAUUUUUGCUAACUUUUAUAAAAUAAAUUUACAGUAUUUUGCUGUUAGGAAUAAAGUAUUUUACAAAUAAAACUAGCAUACAGCUCCUUCACUACAUACAU
Messenger RNA from Cuculus canorus (common cuckoo), 5401 nucleotides. RefSeq names its product BEN domain containing 2 (gene BEND2). The record is from RefSeq and is a predicted model, not a curated record. Lineage: Eukaryota; Metazoa; Chordata; Aves; Cuculiformes; Cuculidae. Gene Ontology annotation, molecular function: DNA binding. Bases 1 to 2364 code for a protein of 787 amino acids. The transcript is spliced from 13 exons.